Cooperia oncophora is the source of this 873-nucleotide messenger RNA. Lineage: Eukaryota; Metazoa; Nematoda; Chromadorea; Rhabditida; Trichostrongylidae. The record is from the annotation of a GenBank genome assembly.
AUGUCAAAUGGCCUCAAAUCCUCAGAUCCGCUCACGCAAUCCUGGCACAGCCAAGCGAAUGGAGCACAGAUAUAUAAGGGCAACGCAAGGACUAUAUUAAAGUAUUGUAUCCUCCAGACUGAUUUAAAGACACAGUUCCGCGUACAACAAUUGGCAGGAAUAGUACCUCGUAAGCCAAAUCGGCCGUCAAGCAUCAAAGUCGAAACUAGCAGGCAAAAGAGCCAGUGGUGGUUUCGAGGCCGGAUUCCAAUCGUGUCCAAGAUUAUUACGUCGGUGGCGGACUUCUCACACCUACGGCGGCGAAGACCAAGAAGCGCCCACUAUGAUCCGAAUACGAUCACACUAACUGACAAACAGGACUUCCCCGAGCAGGACGUUAAUGAAACGUACGAACGCCUCGAGAAACUUGGUGAGGGCAGCUACGCUACGGUGUACAAAUGCAAAUCAAAAAUUGACGGUUCGAUUGUGGCCUUGAAGGAAAUCAAGUUGCAAUUUCAAGAAGGUCUUCCCUUCACAGCCAUCAGAGAGGUGGUCACCUUGUGGUAUCGACCGCCAGAUGUACUGCUUGGUAGCACCGAAUACUCAACGUCGUUGGAUAUGUGGGGCGUUGGGUGUAUUUUUGCGGAACUUUGCACGGGUCAAGCGAUUUUCCCUGGCACCAAAGACGUGAUGGACCAACUCGACAAAAUAUUCAGUGUUCGAGGUGUGCCAGAUGAGACAACUUGGCCCCAGGUAAGGGAUCUACCUCACUACAAGCAGAGUGCCUUUCCGUUAUACAAGGAGAUUCCGUUCAAGCAGGUGAAUAUUCUCUUCACAAAACUGGAAAAAACCGGAACGGAUCUGCUCGGAAUGUUCUUGCAGCUUCAUCACUAG